AUGAAACGACUCGCACGCGGCGUCCUCGCGUGCGUGGAUCCGCGCGGACGCAGAGAGGACGACGUCGAGCUGGGCGGAAUAGCGAAGCCGAAACCGCGGGAGCCGAAGGAGCCGGACGUCACCGCGGAGGCCAAGAGCGGCGCCGAAAAGAUGCGCGCGGAUCUGCGCGCGAUUGCGCCGGAGCACGCGCGAGGGACGCGGAGGGCGCGCGUCCUCCUCGCGACGCUGCCGAUCGUGCUGCUGCUGAUGAUGCUCACGCGGCCGCUGUACGCGCCGCUGAUCGACGUGUUCGCGCCCGUGGAGCCGGCGGGCGGCGGGGGGGCGGGCGGCAGAGACGGAGGAGGCGGCGCGGGGGGGGCUCGGAGGCGUCUGAUGACUUCCAGAUCUGGGAAGUACGCCGACGCGGCUGGCGCGGCGACGGCGAUGAUCGCGCCCGAGGUGCCGCGACCGCCGGUCGCGGGGCGUCGAGAGAGGAAGGAGCGGAGCGCGCGAGUCGGGCGACGAGAGAGCGUUCGCUGA
Messenger RNA from Micromonas pusilla CCMP1545, 519 nucleotides. RefSeq lists its product as uncharacterized. The record is from RefSeq and is a predicted model, not a curated record. The coding region runs from base 1 to 519 and encodes 172 amino acids. The transcript has a single exon. Lineage: Eukaryota; Viridiplantae; Chlorophyta; Mamiellophyceae; Mamiellales; Mamiellaceae.